UUUCGCCGCUUGGACGCUGGAGGGCGCCAGAGAUGCGGAGUUCGGAGACGCAGGACAGGACCCCACCCUGUCAGGGGCGUGGACAAGGGUGUACCAAGUCUGGCGCUAGAUAUCCGACGGGGCACCGGGGGCCUCCAGGCAGCACUAGAGAAAGGAAGGCAGUGCCCGCACCUUGGGCAAAGGUCAUUGGGCAGCCGGUGGACACGCAUGGGAUGCCUCAGGCCGAAGGAGCAGCCCUAACGGUGCGUUAGUCCUCCGGGCCUUGGCAGUGUCCCGAUGGAGUGCCCACACAUGCGUGGGACCGGCCGCACGCUCUGGCCUGACCCAGCCUUUGACUCACCCUACUCGUGGCCACAUAGCUGAAAUACUACUCCACCACAACUCCACUUUACCUCCGCCUCUGGCGAUUGUCAGGAAGUCCCUCCCAUAGUCACGCCUAGGCUUACAGCAGAUUGCUAGAGAGGGCCCCAGAACUGGGACAGCCCUGAGAGAUCCUCAUACUGGGGACCGAGGGCCAUCUCUCCCAGGUCCCUGCUUCUCCUAGAGAGGGGAGAGAACCACUCCUCCCUGACCAGAGUGGGCAGACGGGACAGGGUCCUGGCCCUACCUCUGCUAUUGGGCACAAGGGCGUGUCCGGGCCAUGGCUCCCAAGCGCAAGUCCGCUGUGCAGGCUGAGGGCCCUGAGAUGAAGAAGGGACGGCAGGGGGCAGAGGAGGACAGCUUCCGCUCCACUGCUGAGGCCCUCAGGGCCGCACCCACAGAAAAGCGUGCAGUCCGGGUGGACCCCGAGUGUCCCCUCAGCCGCAGUCCCGGGACCCAGGCCCAGGUACACGGAGACUAUGACUGCACCCUGAACCAGACCAACAUCGGGAGCAACAACAACAAGUUCUACAUCAUCCAGCUGCUGGAGGACGGUGACCGCUUCUUCUGCUGGAACCGCUGGGGCCGCGUGGGCGAGGUGGGCCAGUCAAAGCUCAGCCCUUUCGACUCACUGGACAAUGCAAAGAAGGACUUUGAGAAGAAGUUUCGGGACAAGACCAAGAACAGCUGGGCAGAGCGGGACCGCUUUGUGGCGCAUCCCGGCAAGUACACGCUGAUCGAAGUGCAGGGCGAGGACGAGGCCCAGGAGGCUGUGGUGAAGGUUGACGGAGGCCCGGUGAGGACCGUGGCUCAGCGGGUGCGGCCCUGCUCCUUGGACGCAGCCACACAGAAGCUCAUUACCAACAUCUUCAGCAAGGACAUGUUCACAGACGCUAUGACCCUCAUGAACCUGGAUGUGAAAAAGAUGCCCCUGGGAAAGUUGAGCAAGCAGCAGAUCGCACGGGGCUUCGAGGCCUUGGAGGCCGUGGAGGCGGCCCUGAGAGCCCCCACCGCUGGGGACCCCAGCCUGGAGGAGCUGUCCUCCCGCUUCUACACUGUCAUUCCCCACAACUUCGGCCGCAGCCGGCCCCCGCCCAUCAACUCCCUGGAGCUUCUGCAGGCCAAGAAGGACAUGCUGCUGGUGCUGGCCGACAUCGAGCUGGCCCGGAGCCUGCAGACAGUGCCCGAGGAGGAGGAGAGGGUGCAGGAGGUGCCACACCCAGUGGACCGGGAUUACCAGCUCCUCAGGUGCCAGCUCGAGCUUCUGGACCCAGAGGAGCCUGAGUACAAGGUGAUCCACACCUACUUAACACAGACGGGCACCAGCUACAGGUGCCCUGCUCUUCAGCACGUCUGGAAGGUGAACCGAGAAGGGGAGGAAGAUCGGUUCCAGGCCCACUGCAAGUUGGGUAACCGGAGGCUGCUGUGGCACGGCACCAACGUGGCGGUGGUGGCCGCCAUCCUCACCAGCGGGCUCCGGAUCAUGCCGCAUUCUGGUGGCCGCGUGGGCAAGGGCAUCUACUUUGCCUCGGAGAACAGCAAGUCCGCAGGCUACGUUACGGGCAUGUCCUGUGGGGACCACCGCAUCGGCUACAUGUUCCUGGGGGAGGUGGCUCUCGGCAGGGAGCACCAUGUCACCACGGACCAGCCCAGCUUGAAGAAGCCACCCCCCGGCUUUGACAGUGUCAUUGCCCGAGGCCACACAGAGCCUGAUCCAUCCCAGGACACGGAGCUGGAGCUGGAUGGCCAGCGAGUGGCGGUGCCCCAGGGCCAGCCCACGCCCUGUCCCGAGUUCACCUGUUCCUCGUUCUCCCAGAGCGAGUACCUCAUCUACCAGGAGAGCCAGUGCCGCCUGCGCUACCUGCUGGAGCUGCGCCUCUGAGCUGCGCACCCUCCCCGUGCCCUGGCCCAGCUGGGGAGAGACUGUUAGCCUCCACCUUCCUGCCCACGGCUAGCACCCCCAAGUCACCGCUGCUUGCCCCCCAUCUCCCUGCUGUGUUCGGGACAGGGAUCCCCUCUCCCUCCCCAGCCCUAGUGGGCUGCAGUCCCAGAGUCUGGCCCCUGAAGCUGAUGGGUGGGAUGGACUGGCAGCAUCACUGGGCCGUGGGUGCACCUGUUCCCGCUGUGUAGUUAGAGGGGUGCAGGGUGAGAGUGGGCCGACCCCAUACGCACCCGGGCCGUCAUCCCGGCCCAGGCUGUGUGGUCGCCGACGCAGGCUGAACUUCAGGCUCGCACGGGCAAGUGCAUUAAACACUGUCUUUGCUCCUCCCAGACUCGGCUUCUCAGUGCUGCAGCCGCACAAGCCUGGACCCCCUUCAACCCACAGUGACCCACCAGAGCACACGGCAGCUCCAGCCCCACACUGGCCCCACCCACCCUGGUCCAACCACGUCCACCACUGCCACACCCACCUGCUCUGCUCACUGACCUUCAAAGGCAACCUCCACCAUCAGCUCAGAACCAUUGGUCCCUGGGGGCCCCACUGGGCGAUCCUGUCCGGUAGCCCAGACGGGCCCAGCAGACCAAGCCCCGCCCAUGACUUCCAAUCAGAGUGUCUCACACCUGCACAUCCCCAGGGGCUGGCUCUGCCCUCGGGAAAGGAUGCCCGGGAGCGCCCCGGGUGGCCCUACCAGACUCCAGGAUGUGGGGCUGGAGCAGCGCGGGUCCCAGCCGGGGGUCACCCAGGGCAUCUCCUCGUCUCGUCUCUUUACUCUCCUUCAGUCUGAAACCUGUCUCAGCCUUUUUAUUUCUCCCUCCAUGACUGGACGUCCUCUGCAGCCCCGAAGGGUGCAGGCCCCUUGUCUCACAGGGUCUCUCAGUCUCGGUGUCUCUCACGUCUGGUCAGGAUCAGAUUCGGCUGCUGACGUCUGGGGGGACCCGACAUGUGUGACGUCUCCUCGGGGCAUUCUGGCAGGAGGGACGCGUCCCUCUGUUGGUGACCUGAACUAACUCUGAUCCCCUAAGUCAGCUGCUGCACCAGGUCUCUCCCCUGGAAGUGACCAGCUGCCCUACUUGUAACCAGCGAUGUGUCCGUAUUUACUCUGAGCCUCAGACUGUCCCAGACGUGGCCUGCAGAAGGACCUUCAAGCUGACUCCUCUGUCUGCAUUACUUCUGAGCACUUCCUGUUUCCCAGCAUCAAAGGUGCUCCAGGCUCCUCUCGCACAAUCCUGACCAGCCGUUUCUCCCAGGAGCCCAGCUUCCCUAGAGCAGGAAGUGGUAUUUGAAAUCCGGUUUCCAGACAGAAGCGAUGCUCUUGGUCCUGGGUGUCACUGCUUUUAAGCCUUUGUAGCAAAAAGCCAGGAAGGGCGGACAUGCACAAAAACACACAGCUGUCUCUACGUCCGUUUCUCCAGCUCCCACCCGACAGCUCCGGCUGUCUCACUCUCCCCCAGAGCCACGUUCACACUCUGACAGGGGGAACCUUGGCGUGCAGCAGCGCCGGCCUGCCUACCUGUUUGCCCUGUUCUGCACCGACAGGAGAUUCGGAAUUGCUACAGUCGUGCCACGGCGAGAACUGCGCAUUCUCAGCAGGCCUCGUGCUUUCUUGAAGCUUCUGCAAGAUGCUCUGUUUGCCUUUACACUGGGGUCGACGAGGCGGAGACAGUGCAGUGCACGGGUUACUCGGACUAGCCAUUCACUUCCCUUCGCAGUGGCCGUUGUUCAUUUGAGAUACGAGUAGGUCCGUUCUUUUUUCUUCCCCCCCAAAUUAUUUUGUUGUUCAAGUACAAUUGUCUGCAUCAUUCAUUUCUGCUUAGAGUCACCUUUCGGGGCUUUUCCUCAUCUUCACUGAUGUAUUUUUUUUCAAUACAUAGAAUAUUAAAAUAGUUCCCAGAAGUCCAACCUAUAGGAAAAGCUGUGCUCAGAGGGGUGUGCAGCCCGGGGCCCUCCCCUGCCAUGGGAAACCGGCAUCCCUAGUUUCUCCUUCAUCCUUCCUUCAUUUCUUUCUCUCUUUUUAAAGAUUGUAUUAUUAGUUUAUCUUGACAGAGAGGGGAAGGAAGGGAGAAGGAGAGGGAGAUAAACACCUCACCUCCUGGCUGCUUCUCAGGACCCCCCAACUCGCACGCCCCCAACUUGGGACCUGGCCUGCUGCCCAGGCACAUGCCCUGACCGGGAAUCGAACCCGCGACCUUUCGGUUUGCAGGUCCGUACUCAGUCCACUGAGUCACACCAG
Messenger RNA from Phyllostomus hastatus (greater spear-nosed bat), 4532 nucleotides. RefSeq names its product protein mono-ADP-ribosyltransferase PARP3-like. Gene Ontology annotation, molecular function: NAD+ poly-ADP-ribosyltransferase activity. The transcript has 12 exons. The record is from RefSeq and is a predicted model, not a curated record. Gene Ontology annotation, cellular component: site of double-strand break. Bases 641 to 2242 code for a protein of 533 amino acids. Lineage: Eukaryota; Metazoa; Chordata; Mammalia; Chiroptera; Phyllostomidae.